AUGAGCGCAUCUAGAGCAGGGCGGAGCGUCCUGAAAGCGGCCAAAGGGCCAACCCCUGGUCCAUCACGGGCCCCCAAAACCACAAAAGCGAGCCCGGCCACACGACCAACAAGCCCACCGCUCCCCAAGCGAGCAAACCCGCAUCUCCUGAAUCUCAGACACGACUCCACGGCAGACUCUGCUCGAAUGUCUCCCAGGGCAAUGACCAUACUAGGCGUCAGCGCCCUCGGCAUAAGCACCUACUGCGGCUAUCUCUACGCCUCGUACCACCGCGAAGUAAAGCAGGCCCAGUCACUAUCUGUCCCAGAAGACGUCUCUGACCGGUACAACCAUACCGCGCGGACGUUCGACGCAGACGUUGAGGUCUCGGAGAAGCUAAUGCGCAUGGGCGCGAAGCGCCGCGAUCUGGUCAAGCAGGCCAGAGGCAACGUAUUGGAGGUCAGUUGCGGUACUGGCCGAAAUCUGGAGUACUACGAGCUAGGUGAAAAGCGCGGAUUUGAUGAAAGGGGCGUGGCGAGUAUGCGAGGUUGUCGGUCCGUGACGUUUGUGGAUUUGAGUCCGGAGAUGGUUGCGAUAGCGCAGGCGAAGUUUGAGAAGCUUUAUCCAAGCUUUGCUGAGAGCAAGAGGGUUCAAUUCCGCGCACAGGAUGCGAGAGAUGUUCUUUCCCCGCCGUUGACGGAGACGGGCUCGGCGGCGACAUCCGAGUCACAAGGACAGGGGAAGGGGCAAGGGCAUUACGACACGAUUGUGCAAACAAUGGGCUUGUGCUCAAUGCCGGACCCUGCGGGGGCGCUGCGGCACCUUGGGACGAUCACGGAACCACAGCAUGGCCGUAUCCUAUUGCUCGAGCACGGCCGAUCGCAUUACGACUGGCUGAAUCGUGUUCUGGAUAAUCUCGCCCCUUCGCACGCGGACCGGCAUGGGUGCUGGUGGAAUCGUGAUAUCGGGCAGAUUAUUCGGGAUAGCGGCCUGGAGGUUGUCGAGGAGGAGCGCUACCAUUUUGGAACGACGUGGAGAUUUGUCUUGAGGCCGAAGCAGACGUAG
This is a messenger RNA of Aspergillus mulundensis, 1044 nucleotides long. RefSeq names its product class I SAM-dependent methyltransferase. The coding region runs from base 1 to 1044 and encodes 347 amino acids. The record is from RefSeq and is a predicted model, not a curated record. The transcript is spliced from 2 exons. Lineage: Eukaryota; Fungi; Ascomycota; Eurotiomycetes; Eurotiales; Aspergillaceae.